GCCCUUGAAGCCAAUAGCCUGAGCAGGAGGGCUGCUGUGUUCCUGGAGCCCAGCUCUGCCACGAGGACCUGAGCUGCAAUCAGAUCUCCGUGGCGGUGCUGCCAGGAUGGCAGAGGCAGGUGAGGCAGCCUCCUGUUAAAAGCCAAACAGGACAGCAGCAGCACUUGGAGCUGAUUCCUGACUGCAGGGAUCAGCUGCUGGGAACAACGGGGAGAGCCCUCGCCACCAGGCAGGUGUGUCCUUGUCCUUGGCGUGAUGGAGUCUUGCUGCCAGCUGUGGCUGUGGGCAUUAUUUGUCCUCCUGGCCUGCCCACAGCCAGGGGUAGCACAGUCAGCCUGCUCCCAUGGGGCCUGCUACCCCCCUGGGGGGGACCUCCUGCUGGGACGGGGCCAGCACCUGACGGCCUCCUCCACCUGUGGCCUCACCAAGCCUGAGACGUACUGCACACCGCAUGGAGAGUGGAACAUGAGAUGCUGUAAGUGCGACUCCCGGCUGCCGCACGCCCGCAAUGGGCACCGUGUGGCCAACAUGCUGUCCUCUGCUGGGCGUGCACGCUGGUGGCAAUCCCAGAGUGGCAUGGAGCACGUCUAUUUGCAGCUGGAUCUGGAUGAGAAGUUCCAGCUCAGCAGCAUUGUGCUGGAUUUCAGGUCACCACUGCCUGCUGCGAUGCUGAUUGAGCGCUCCACGGACUUUGGCAAGACAUGGGAGGUGUACCAAUACCUGGCCUCUGACUGUGCUGCUGCCUUCCCCCACAUCCCCCGCGGUGCCCCCGAGAGCUGGGGGGAUGCUCGGUGCCAGCCGCUGCAGGCCCAGCACGGGUACCCCAUGCAUGGAAGCAAGGUGAAAUUCAGUAUCCAAGAUCUGGCAUCUACCAUUACUACCUCUUACAGCCAGUCUGUCAAUAAGCUGGGGCAGUUCACCAACCUGAGGAUCAACUUCACCCAGCUCCCACACAUCAUGCACCACAACUACCGCUCGCCCAGCAGCUUCUAUGCAGUGACAGAAAUGCAGGUGCUGGGAAGCUGCUUCUGCAAUGGCCACGCCGACCGCUGUAUUGCUUCGAGAGACCCGCAUGCCAUGGUGCACGGGCGCUGUGAAUGCCAGCACAACACUGCUGGCCCCAACUGUGGCCACUGUGCUGCCCUCUACAAUGACCGCCCCUGGGCCCCCGCGGAGGACAACGACCCCCAUGAGUGCCAGUUGUGUAACUGCAACGGCCACUCGGCCUCCUGCCACUUCGACCCGGAGGUUUUCCACUCCAGUGGUGGGGUGAGUGGGGGUGUCUGCGAUGACUGCCAGCACAACACAGAGGGGAACAACUGCGAGCGCUGCAAAACCAACUAUUUCCGCAACCAGCGGCAGGAUCUCACCCAUCCUGAAGCCUGCCAGCCCUGUGAGUGUGACCCGGACGGCACGGUGCCAGGCUCCGUCUGCGACCCGCUGUCGGGGCACUGUGUCUGCAAGGAAAACGUGCAGGGAGAGCGAUGCCACCUCUGCAAGCCAGGCUUCGCCCAGCUGGCCCAUGCCAACCCCCUGGGCUGCCGCAGAUGCGCCUGCAACGUGCUGGGAACACGGCAGAAUGUGCCCUGCGAUGAUGAGACGGGGAGCUGCUCCUGCCUGCCCAACGUGGUGGGCACCGACUGUGACCAGUGUGCAGCUGGGCACUGGGACAUGGCGAGUGGCCGGGGCUGCCGGCCCUGCGAGUGCAACCCCAGUGGUUCCCACAGCAUCCACUGCAACCAGUUCACAGGACAGUGCCAGUGCAGAGAAGGCUUCACGGGACGGACGUGCUCUGCUGCGCAGCAGCAGGUCUGCCCAGAUAGGCACUUUGGAGACGUCAGGGUAGGCUGCACAGAGUGCAACUGUGACUUCCAGGGCACCGAGGACGUGGGGUGUGACAAAUCCACAGGCCACUGCCUCUGCCGCCCAGGUGUCACCGGCCCCCGCUGUGACCAGUGCCAACGGGACCACUGCAGCACCUACCCCAGCUGUGAGCCGUGCCACCCCUGCUUCCACACCUACGAUGGUGACAUCCAGCGGCUGCGGUUGCGCCUGCAGCAGGCCAGCCUGAGCAACUCCAGCAUAGGGCUGCCCGGGGGCUCCCACCUGGGUCUUCGGCUCUCACGGGCACAGGGCAGCGUGCAGCAGGCACAGGGCAUCCUUGGUCACUCAUCCGCCGCCGAGCAGGGCCUGGCCCAGCUGGGCAGUGCGCUCACUGCCAUCAGGGAGCAAAUGCAAGGCAUUAAUCCCAACUUUCAGUUUCUGGAUGUGUCUGCCUCUCUAUCAAAAGAGCUUGAAGCUCUCAACAGCAGCCUGCUUACCAUCAGUGCUCAGUAUCAGAGCAAGAAGACCCAGUAUGAAACCAGCCGCAGCACAGAUCUGUCUGGAGCCUUUGGGACCAUCCGAUCUGCUCACCAGACAUCCACCAACGCCAGCAGCCUUGCUGCUGCUGCUGCCACACUGCUGGCCACGUCCAGGGAGAGCCGCAGGGACGCAGCAGGGCUGGAGGCAGCAGCCGCCACGCAGAGCAGCAAGCUGCUGGCCCUCCGGGCCCAGAUGGCCUCGUCUCCCAAUCUGACUCCUACCGUGAAUAAGAUCUGUGGUGGUUUCCGAGCGGAGACAUGCACCCCAGCUCAGUGUGAGGGCUCGCUGUGCCCACAGGAUGGUGGCAUGGCCUGUGGGGAUGGCCUCAGCUGCCGUGGUGCCAGGCCAUUAGCUGGUGGGGCCCUGCGCGUGGCCGGGAAAGCUGCAGGGGAGCUGGACAGCCUGAGUGCACGGCUGCGGGAGACAGCACAGCUGAUUAAAACGACGGAGGCGUCUGCUAAUCAGAUUCAAAGCAAUGCCUUACGGCUCAUAGAACAGAUGAGCAUAACAAGAACCCAGAUCGAAGGAGAUGUCCGGCGUGCCCAGCAGUUCAUCCAGCAAGUUCGGAACUUCUUGUCAGACAAAGACACAGACCCUGCAACAAUCCAGGAAAUCAGUGAGUUUGUUCUGUCUCUACGUCUCCCCACGGAUGCUGCUGCAGUCCUGAGAAAAAUGAACGAGAUUCAAAAUUUGGCUACCAAGCUGCAGUGCCCAGAGGACAUACUUGCCCAGACGGCUGAGGACAUUGCAAAGGCCAAGCAGCUGCAGCAGGAGGCAGAACAGGCCAGGAACCGGGCAAAUGCUGUGGAAGGCAAUGUGGAAGAGGUUGUUGGGAAUCUGAGACAGGCAAACACGGUGCUGCUGGAGGCCCAGGGGGCUAUCAGGGGCUCAGGUUCUUCCCUUCGGUUCAUUCAGGAGCGCAUAGAGGAAAUCGAGGCAGUGCUUGGUCCAGCUGAGAAGAACGUGGGCUCGGUGGCAGCCCAACUGGCUGUGCUGGCGGAGGGGCUGCCUGGGCUGCAGCAGACAGCAGGGCAGAACCGGCUGCGGGCUGGUGAUGCGCAGCAGACAGCAGCAGCAGCAAGUGAGGAAGCCAACGGGGUUCAGCAGGCUUUCCAACAAGUGAAGGAUAUGUAUGCGGAGCUGAAGAGCAGGCAGGGGCAGAGCCCUGCGCUGGGAGCACAGGGCAGCCGUGUGCAGAGCAUAGACCUGGAGGCAAAAGCUCUCUUUGAGGAAACGUGGAACAUGAUGCUCCGGAUGGAAACUUUGGAGACAGAAAUUCAGGAAAGCAACAGAGCUCUGGUGGCCAAGUCAGCCAGGCUGUCAGGCCUUCAGGAGCAGGUGGGCAGGAUCCGGGAUGCCAUCCAUAAGCGAGUCACCUACUAUGAGAGCUGCUCCUGAGUGAGGCCGUGCCUUCCUGCUGCAGGCACCAACUGCUGUGUUGAUUCCCAUUUUCUGGUAGGAUUUCUCACCUUCCUAACGCCUGUAUAUUUAGCAAAUGAAAUUUCUGUCCUUUUGGAAAGGAGCUGCACCGAGCCAAAGGUGCAACCCCUGGGCAGGUUUGUGCUAGUUGGACCACUUGAAGCUGCCUGAGCAUGGAGAAGAAGGACAGACACAGAUCUGAUGGCAGAAAUAGAGAAUUUUAUCUCCAUCGUAUCUACAUAGCAAACCUCUAUUUCUACAACUAGGACAAAUGCAAUCUCAUACUCAAGAUGUGUGAAGUUGAAUGUCUUCUUUGACUUUCUGCCACAAUCUUCUUAUUUACUGUGUAACACUUUGCCAGAAAAAUAUCAGAGGGAGCAGUUCUGCAGCUGCACGGGGGAUGCUUCAGAAGGGACUUAAUAGACCAUUUCCACAUCACAUUUCUACGAAUAACCAAGAGGCACUUUACAAAACAAAACUCAGCUUUAUUAAGCAAGUAUUUAUUGUGCAAUUACAGACUUGGAAGCAGGGAAUUCAGACCUCGCUGUGGUUAUUAUCAGACAUAUGGAGGUUGCUAGCAGGUUGUCUCCUUUUGUAGCUGAAGUGAGAACCACGCAGCCUGGGCAGCUGCUUGUCACCGAGCUGCAGAGAGCUGAAGCCUGGGAGGAACCAAAAUCCAAGGAAUGGGAAGGAUGCAGGUCGUAAAAAUAACGGAGCUGCCACUGAAUAAAACUCUGCAUGGCUUUGGUUUAUAGGAUUUAUGCUGUGCAGUGCACUUGUUAUGCAUCGGACAACUUAACAGUAUACAGAAAACAAAAGCUUACAGCAUUGAGCAAUGUUGUAUGGAUAAUAUACACUGAGUAUGCUAGCAGCAGCCUCAGACUUUCCCUUGCUAAAGUGCCUUCUCCAAGCAGUAAUGAUCCAGAAGCACGCCGAGGUCACUGCGCUGAUGGAUUCCCAGCAUUACUGUGCUGCUCAUCACUGCGUCGCUGCUCUCCGUGACGCUGCUGCCUGUCAGCCCCUGGUGGGACACAACAUCCUUUCUUCUUGCUUGCACUGUUGAUGUCUGGCUUUGAAGUGCAGAAAAGAGUAAAACAGCCCUUCUGUUUCUGCAAGAGUGAGAAUUUCAAUUGGGAAUUGAACUUUGUUUUGCUAGGCUGCUGCCUUCACAAUGUGCUCUGUUAAUAGGCGGCAGCAGCAUGGGGGUUAGGAGCAACUUAGAUCCUUCUGUAUGCUGCAUUUAUAAAGGGCUGAUACAUGGCUGAUCACUGGGAUUGACCUCUUUGGAGUCUGUAGUAGAUCUUACUUGCAUUUGUCUCAUCUAUUGAUCCUUUGUACAUUACAGUUCUGUCCGUGUGAUCUCAUCAGUAGAGAAGGUCAUAAAAGAUGAUAAGAUGCAACUCACUUGAUGUAGUUUCCAGGGAGAUUUAUGCUGGCACAUGCUCCCCUUUUUGGAACACCUUCUCAGCCAGAAUCUAAUAGCAGUAUUUCCUACUGCUUAUACACAACAUGUCUCAAAUGUUAGCUUCGGAAUUAAUCUGAGCUAUGACCAAACAGGAGGAAACUUUCAUUUUCUUACUUCUCCGGUAUUUCUUGCUCACCUACAAAACCAACAUCUCCAUGCCGUGCUCUCUGCUAACACAGCAACUGGAACUGACCCAGCUGGAUCAAGUCUGGGCCAGGAAUGGGCUGUUCAGGCAAUAAUUGCCUUUGAAACCAAUUGAUUUUAGAGCUAGUGGGCUGGCCCAUAUGAAAGUAAAAGGAUGACUUCUUCCUCGAGAGAUGGCUUAAUUAGGACUUUUUCUGUUACAAAAUACCUGCAAAAUCAAUUUGUUUCUGUACAGUCACUUUGCUAGUUGUGCCUUUUCCAUUUUCAUGCUGUAAUGGGUUUAAUUGCAAGCAGCUGGCGUUGGGAUGGUGUGCACUUACCGCUGGCAAUGGGAGAUCCCGCUGGCCGCCUUCCUCAUCACAUGAUCAAACAAACUCCAGUUUGCCCAGUGCCACAGUGAGAUGAGUGCUUACCCGUCUUCAUUGGAACGAGAACUUCUGAUUUGAAAUGGCUGGAUGGAAAUGAGAGAAUUGGAAGAGAAAGAUGGGAAAAAAAAUAAAAUAAACAGCAGUAUUUAUGAUUGUUCUG
Gallus gallus (chicken) is the source of this 5920-nucleotide messenger RNA. RefSeq names its product laminin subunit beta 3 (gene LAMB3). Bases 256 to 3762 code for a protein of 1168 amino acids. Lineage: Eukaryota; Metazoa; Chordata; Aves; Galliformes; Phasianidae. The record is from RefSeq and is a predicted model, not a curated record. The transcript has 24 exons.